GAUGGCUAAGGAAAAUAAGGAAUGGUUAGAAAGAAUGGCUUUAUGGGUGGAUGAAAUCUCAUACAGAAUAAGUUCUACAGCUACAGUGGGCAUAGUGGACAUAUCGCCUCCAGGAGAGUUGUCUGAAUAUAUCUAUGAUGAACAUAAUAUGCCGCUACUGCAAUUUGUGUUGAGAACUCAAACAGUUUUAGAAACAUACCCUAAUGCAACCGAUAGGGAUGUAUGGAAGUUGUGGAAGAGUGGAAUUGGAAAGGAUGGGCCAACCAUUAAUGAUACUAUAGAAAAGGUAAAAAUUGGGUUUGGUCAGAGUAGGGAGGAAGGAAUGAUGGUGUCAUUGGCCAUCUUACAGAGAGAGAUAUCUAAUGGGCUAUGCAGCAGAUUCCUCGAAAAGUUCAGCUUGGAAGUAAAUGAGGCCUUUCACUCAGCACCCCUUCGAGAGGAACUACUGAAAUUCAUAAAUUCAAUAUGUAAAAAUGAAGAGGCGAUGACAAUGUACAAGAAAGAUGAUGCUAAGAAUAAGAAAUUCAAACCAGCGUCAGUCACAACCCACAAGAAGAGGACUGUUCUUAUGGCAGCAAAAAAGGGAUCCUAUGAGAGAACAAACUCUGCUUUAAAUGUAUUGGAACAGGACAUCUGGUUACGGCCUGUCAGUCUGGUGUCAGAUGCAACAAGUGCAAAGGGAAUCAUAACACCUUACUGCAUGCCUCAAAAGAGGCUACAUCAGGGUCUGGGACCAGUUAUAGCACACCCAGAGUUAAACCCAAAUAUAAGAAGGUCAGUGGAGUGA
Messenger RNA from Dimorphilus gyrociliatus, 787 nucleotides. The record is from the annotation of a GenBank genome assembly. NCBI's taxonomy places the organism in Eukaryota, Metazoa, Annelida, Polychaeta, Dinophilidae.